Chionomys nivalis (European snow vole) is the source of this 743-nucleotide messenger RNA. RefSeq names its product family with sequence similarity 229 member B (gene Fam229b). The record is from RefSeq and is a predicted model, not a curated record. Lineage: Eukaryota; Metazoa; Chordata; Mammalia; Rodentia; Cricetidae. The transcript has 6 exons. The coding region runs from base 433 to 675 and encodes 80 amino acids.
GGUAAAUCCUAGCUGCCUUGUCAACAUCUUUGGGCAUCUGCAGCACCGGAGGCCCUGAACUCGCCAGUGCUGUACUUCCCGUCAUUCUCCAGAAGUCGCGGAACAGCAGGAGCUGUAAGAACAUCCUUACGAGCUUUGCCAGUAACUUCAAUCUGGAGGGAGACAGAUGUGUCUGCUUAAUAGCCAGGCUGUCUGGAAGCAGGAGAAAGGGGUGGUCCAGGCAUGACAAGAAAUGGCCCAGGAUGUGAAGAAUUCCAGCAGGCAGGAAGCUAUGUGAAAGAAUCUUCUGAUGUCACAAUUUCUGGGUGUCACUGGAACAUUUGAUCGUCAUUUCUUUGGCAAGUCUAUCCUUCUAUGGAAAGUCAGUAGAAGCAAUUGAUUUAUUCACCUCUACAGGAAUCAGACUUGGCCUAUUUUGGAUUUCAGUGAAUUAUGCCUUUUCGGUUUGGGACCCAGCCAAGGAGGUUUCCGGUGGAAGGAGGAGAUUCUUCAAAUGGGUUGGAAUCAGGCCUGAGCUCCAGUGCUGCCUGUAAUGGGAAAGAGACAUCACCCAAUAGGCAACUCCGAAGAUGCCCUGGAAGUCAUUGCCUGACAAUAACUGAUGUUCCCAUCACUGUCUAUGCAACAAUGAGAAAGCCACCUGUGCCAAGCAGCAAGGAAAUGCAUCCCAAAUAGCAGCAUUAAGUCUCUGUCGAGGGUUGACUAGGAUCAAGGGUAAUGGGCCGGUAUCAUCCUGUGGUCUG